GAAUGUUUCAGUGCCUGGGGUGAUCCAUCACCAUGGUCGACCUGGCGAGUCCCAGCAGCCCAUUGUCUCCUUUGGGAGACACCAUACUGGACAGUCCGCUGUGUGGGGAGCUCAUACAGGACAUGGAGGGGCUGGAGGACAUCUCCCACUCAAUCGACAGUGACGCAUUCAGCUAUCUGCACCUCCCCGAUCACCUAUCCUCCAGCUUGAGCUCGGAGAGCACCACCCUCGGUGAAAAGAAGCAAUGGUGGACUUCAUGCGUAUUGGAGGAUGCACGUGCUUGUCCUCACACUUGCAUUGGUACAGGGGAACAUGGGAUUGCAGGGAUACAGGAGUACAGGGAAUUGGAUAUGCUGACCCCAGUGUCCAGUCCAUCUUCAGGCAUAUUUGGAGCAGCCUCAGGACAGGACCAACUGUCCUCCAGUCCUCUAAACCUGGAAUGCAGAGUGUGUUCUGACAGGGCCUCGGGAUUCCAUUAUGGUGUGCAUGCCUGUGAAGGGUGCAAGGGUUUCUUCAGGAGGACUGUACGCUUGAAGUUAGAGUAUGACAAGUGCGAGCGAAAUUGUAAAAUCCAGAAAAAGAAUCGAAACAAGUGCCAGUACUGCCGCUUCCACAAGUGCCUUUCUGUAGGCAUGUCCCAUAAUGCAAUCCGGUUUGGGAGAAUGCCUCAGUCAGAGAAGCUAAAGCUUAAGGCUGAAUUGGUGACUGGAGAGAAGGAGGAGGGAGAGACCCAGCUCUCUGACAUGAAGUCUCUGGUCAGACAGAUUUAUGAAGCCUACCUUAACCACUUCCACAUGAACAAGGCCAAAGCACGUGUCUUUCUCACAGGCAAGACCAGCACUCCACCCUUAGUUAUCCAUGACACAGAGACUCUACAACUGGCUGAACAGACUCUUGUCUCCCUACUGGGAGGUGGAGCUGUGGAUGAGCAUGCAGAGAUUCAAGACAGGGAGGUGGAGGCACGGUUAUUCCGCUGUUGCCAGUAUACAUCAGUGGAGACUGUGACGGAGCUUACAGAGUUUGCCAAGGCUGUGCCAGGCUUCUCCAGCCUGGACUUGAAUGACCAGGUAACGCUGCUGAAGUAUGGUGUCUAUGAGGCAUUCUUCACACUGCUAGCCUCCUGUAUGAACAAAGACGGGCUGCUGGUCGCCCGUGGCAACGGCUUCAUCACUAGGGAGUUCCUCAAGAGUCUGCGCAGACCCUUCAGUGACAUGAUGGAGCCCAAGUUUCAGUUUGCCACGAGGUUCAAUUCUCUGGAGCUGGAUGACAGUGACCUGGCUCUCUUUGUGGCAGCCAUCAUAUGCUGUGGAGAUCGGCCAGGACUGGUAAACGUCUCUCAUGUUGAAUGCAUUCAGGAAAGCAUCGUUCAUGCUCUUCGACUCCACCUGCUGGCCAACCACCCAGACAACACUUUCCUCUUUCCCAAGCUGCUUCAGAAACUGGCAGACCUUCGGCAGCUUGUGACUGAGCAUGCUCAGCUGGUGCAGGAGAUCAAGAAGACAGAGGAUACUUCUCUGCACCCACUUCUACAGGAGAUUUACAGGGAUAUGUACUGAGCACAAAGCCUUGCCUAAAACCAGAGAAAAACUGCUUAUUCUUGCUUCACUAAGACAACUGGUUGGGUUG
Messenger RNA from Chanos chanos (milkfish), 1626 nucleotides. RefSeq names its product peroxisome proliferator-activated receptor alpha a (gene pparaa). Gene Ontology annotation, molecular function: zinc ion binding; RNA polymerase II cis-regulatory region sequence-specific DNA binding; DNA-binding transcription repressor activity, RNA polymerase II-specific. Bases 33 to 1556 code for a protein of 507 amino acids. The transcript has 7 exons. NCBI's taxonomy places the organism in Eukaryota, Metazoa, Chordata, Actinopteri, Gonorynchiformes, Chanidae. The record is from RefSeq and is a predicted model, not a curated record. Gene Ontology annotation, biological process: negative regulation of inflammatory response; cell differentiation; hormone-mediated signaling pathway. Gene Ontology annotation, cellular component: nucleus.